Molecule: messenger RNA, 2343 nt
Organism: Lasiodiplodia theobromae
Lineage: Eukaryota; Fungi; Ascomycota; Dothideomycetes; Botryosphaeriales; Botryosphaeriaceae
Product: Double-strand break repair protein mus-23 protein
Exons: 3
Coding region: 1-2343 (780 amino acids)
Biological process (GO): double-strand break repair via homologous recombination; double-strand break repair via nonhomologous end joining; mitotic intra-S DNA damage checkpoint signaling
Cellular component (GO): nucleus; Mre11 complex
Molecular function (GO): 3'-5'-DNA exonuclease activity; DNA endonuclease activity; manganese ion binding
Source: RefSeq, a predicted model, not a curated record
AUGUCUUCCAUCAGACUCCUUCUCGACAAGAACAAGCUAGACUACAAAAAGUCCGACAAGAGAACGAGGCUCACAGACGUACCGCCUGCAGGCCUGAACAACCCCAAUGACCCAGAUACGAUCCGCAUCCUGAUCGCGACGGACAGCCAUGUCGGGUACAACGAGUGCGACGCCAUUCGCGGCGACGACAGCUGGAAGACGUUCCACGAAGUUAUGAUGCUGGCCAAGCAGCACGACGUCGACAUGGUCCUGCAUGGUGGCGACCUUUUCCAUGACAACAAGCCGAGCCGGAAGAGCAUGUAUCAUGUCAUGCGCAGCCUGCGGAUGAGCUGCUUCGGGGACAAGCCGUGCCAGCUCGAGAUGCUGAGCGAUGCAAGCGAGAACUUUCAAGGAGCAUUCAACCACGUCAAUUACGAGGAUCCGGACAUCAAUGUCGCAAUCCCUGUCUUCUCGAUCCACGGCAACCACGAUGAUCCGUCGGGAGAAGGCCAUUACUCGGCCAUGGACCUGCUUCAAGUUUCCGGUCUGGUCAAUUAUUACGGACGUACGCCAGAGUCCGAUAAUAUCCAGAUCAAACCGGUUCUACUCCAGAAAGGCCACACGAAACUUGCCCUUUACGGUAUGAGCAAUGUCCGUGACGAGCGCCUAUUUCGGACUUUCAGAGAUGGCAACGUUAAAUUCUUUCGGCCUUCGGUGCAACAAGACGACUGGUUCAACCUCAUGAGCGUUCACCAAAACCACCACGCGUAUACUGAGACCGGCUACCUCCCAGAAAGUUUUCUUCCCGACUUUCUAGACCUUGUCGUGUGGGGCCACGAACACGAGUGCAAAAUUGAACCAACCAAGAACAUGGACACUGGCUUCCACGUCAUGCAGCCCGGUUCCUCAGUUGCGACUUCACUGAUGCCAGGAGAAGCGGUAGCUAAGCACGUCGCAAUCCUGAGCAUCAACACCAAGGAAAACAAGAAGUUUGAAGUUGUACCAAUCAGGUUAAAGACCGUGCGGCCCUUCGUCAUGAAGGAGAUCGUUCUGUCGGAAGAGAGAGCAAUGAAGGACGUUGCGAGAAAGGAUAACAACCGUACUCUGAUCACUCGUCACCUGAUGGGUAUUGUCGAGAACCUCAUCAAACAGGCAAAUAGGGAGUGGCUGGCUGCGCAAGAUCCAUCUGAGGAUGACGAAUCGUUGGAAGCUCCUCUCCCGCUAGUCCGCCUUCGGGUAGAGUACACUGCACCUGAAGGGGGUAACUUCGACUGCGAGAAUCCUCAGCGCUUCUCGAACCGUUUCCUCGACCGGGUUGCCAACGUCAACGAUGUUGUACAGUUCUACCGCAAGAAGGUUCCAAGGAAACAUCAGAAGAAAGCUGAACUGAGUAUGCCAGAGGAAUCGGUUCUCGCUCAAAUCACCAUCGAUAACGUCAAGAUCGAGAAGCUUGUGCGUGAAUUCCUCUCGGCUCAGUCUUUGACUAUACUGCCGGCGAACACUUUUGGCGAUGCCGUCAGUCAGUUUGUCGACAAGGAUGACAACAAAGCAAUGGAGAUUUUCGUCAACGAAGCUCUUGCAGAUCAGAUGUCACAUCUGCUUGGGACUGACGAGAUGGACGAAGAUGAUAUUGCAAACGCGAUGGAUGAGUACCGUACCAAGCUUGAAGAGAUGUUCGCUGCAGGCCAGAAGAAGACGAGGACAAGUCGGAAGUUGAAGCCCAAACCCGCCAACUGGGACAGCGAUCUUGAUGGUGACUGGGCCGACCAGCCAGGAGCUAUCGACCAUGGUGAUGAAAUGGAUGACGACGAUGACUCGAGGACGAGCUCAGUCCCGCCCAAGACUACAGCCACGCGUGGUAGGGGACGUGGCCGCGGUGGUCGUACAACAACUACCACUUCUCGUGCAACGACAAAGAAGGCACCUGCAAAGUCUACAACCGGAAGUAGCCGCAGUAAGAAGCGUGUUCAGGAAGAAGCGGAAGAAGAAGAGGAUGACGACGUCAUUAUGAUUGAUGAUGACAAUGAUGAAGAGGAUGAAGAAUCGGAUGCAGAGGAUUUGUUCACGAAGCCAGCGCCGCCCAAGAAGACAACCGCCCGGCAGAAGGCGGCAGCCAACAAGCCCACAGCCACAUCGUCGCGCUCUCAGCCGUCCGCCAGCCCUGCGGUCAAAAAGGCGCCACCGGCGAAGCCAGCUUCGCGGCAGACCAAGCUGAACUUCUCCCAGACUGCGGACAGCUUGCCAAGCCAGACUGGAAGGGGUACGAGUACCCGGAAGAAGCCGCCGAGUGACGAUGAGAUCUCUGACGACGAUGAUGCAUUCGAGCCUCCGACGACCGUGACGAGAUCGGUGAGGAAGCGAUGA